UACAUAGAAAACAUAUGGGCGAAAACUCUUGUAUAUAAAGGACUUGUGAAGAGAUCCGAUUCACAACACUUCGACACGCCAACCCUGGAAGACCUGUCUUAUUGUACACCACCAAGUUCAGCCAGCCCGAGUAACAACAAUGGAUUCCUUUAAAAUCGCUUUGAUCCUUGUAGCCAUGGUCGUUGUGGCAUACGCCGAAGAAGCUUCCAACGUGGACUUGGACGUCUCGGAGUCGAAGAAGCGGGGCUAUGGCGGCUAUGGAGGUUAUAGCGGUGGAUACAGCAGUGGAUACGGCCAAGGCAGAUAUGCCCAAUCGUAUUACCAACCGGCCAGUUAUGGAGGUUAUAGCAGCGGAUACGGACACGGUGGAUACGGUCAAUCUGGAUACCGCCAAACAUACCAACCAUCGUAUCAACCAUCUUACCAACCAACUUAUCAACCAUCUUACCAGCCAUCUUACCAACCAGCAUACCCAUCAUACCACCAGCCAUCCUACGUACCAGCCUACCAGCCAUCUUACCAACCAGCCUACCAGCCAUCUUACCAACCAGCCUACCAAGUCUCCUACCAACCAGCCUACCAACAAUCUUAUCAACCAUCCUACCAUCAGUCAACAUCCUACGGAUCCUCCUCUCACUACGGAUACUAGGCCAUUGUCGUCAACAAAACAUAUGAUCAUUAAAGGUGUUUCUAUUUAACUAAUGCUCGUAUGUCCAACAUCUACCAUGUGAUGAGUUUCAACUUUAAAAAAUAAUAAAUACCCACAGCCAGCGUA
This is a messenger RNA of Daphnia carinata, 775 nucleotides long. Its product is annotated as adhesive plaque matrix protein-like. The record is from RefSeq and is a predicted model, not a curated record. Bases 140 to 649 code for a protein of 169 amino acids. The transcript is spliced from 4 exons. NCBI's taxonomy places the organism in Eukaryota, Metazoa, Arthropoda, Branchiopoda, Diplostraca, Daphniidae.